CCCGGCUUCUGACACAGAAAAAGCAACUUGCUGAGACUGAACUGAGCUCCUCUGUGCAUCCUGAGCCGCAGCCCUUAUGCCACUACUCUUCAAGCCUGUCGUUCCACGCACAGCCCCAGCUGCCAGAAUGGUAUGAUGCAAAGUUGCUUCUAACACCACAGGGAACGAAACUCUCUCGUAGACGUGGCAGUCACAGAAGUCAAUGCCACCAGCACGGCCCCCCAUGCUCCGUCCCUCAGGAUGUCCCAGAUCUCCUCGACCUUGAAGCGCUAUGUCGACGCCCCCCGCUACUCCGACGCCUCUUCCUCGUACAGCAAGGCCUCUACCAGUUAUGGCAACUACUCCUCGUACUCCUCCAACCUCUCCUCCUCGUACCCGAACAAGGAGAAAGUCAGCUACAAGCCCACCACGGCCUCCGGCUACCUGUGCUCCUCUCACCUGCGGACGUCGGGGGCCACCUCCUCUUCCUCAUCCUUGAGCUACGACGGCGGAGGGCGGCUCCUCCAGCGCCCUGACUCUGGCACCAGGCUGAGCCCCGCUUAUAGCCGGAUCCCGGUGAGGCCCCCCGGUAGCGGAGGGCUGAGCGGCGGAGCCAGCGGCUACUCCUUCGGCAACAACAGCUAUGGCACCACCAGCCUGGGCCGCAAAAAGUCCAGCAGCCACUCGGACUUGGCUCGGGACCUGUCCAGCAUGCACCUGUCCUCCGCCCCGUACCGCCCCGAGCCUUCCUCCUCCACUCGCGGGCCCUUCGUCGCCCGCACCCGCCAGGAGUUGUGCACCCUGCAGGGCCUUUACCAGUCCACCCAGCGCUCGGAUUACGUCAAGGACUAUUUGGAGUCUUACGGCCGCAAGGGCGGGCGCUCCCCGGGCUCCAGCUUCCAUGGCUCCACCCCAGAGGUCAUCACCCCCACCCUGCGCCCCACCAGCCGCUGCUCCGUUCAGCAGUGGGAGCGGACAGACAGCCGGACGGACGUCUUGGCCAAGGAGGCUCCGAAUUCCAAAACGGUGCAGGGUCUGACCGGCCUCCGGAACCUCGGCAAUACCUGUUUCAUGAACUCCAUCCUGCAGUGUUUGAGCAACACCAAAGAGCUUCGGGAUUACUGCCUGCAGAGCCAGUAUGUCCGCGACCUCAACAAUAACAGCCGUAUGCAGAUGGCCCUCAUGGCAGAGUUUGCCAAGCUCAUCCAGGCACUGUGGACGUCAUCUCCUAACGAAUCCGUGAGUCCUUCCGAAUUCAAGACGCAGAUUCAAAGAUACGCCCCCCGCUUUGUGGGUUACAACCAGCAGGACGCUCAGGAGUUUCUGCGGUUUCUCCUCGACGGGCUCCACAGCGAGGUGAACCGCGUGCUGGUGCGUCCCAAAGGCAGCAACGACAACCUGGACCAUCUCGCGGAUGACGAAAAGGGCAGGCAAAUGUGGAUGAAAUACCUGGCCAGAGAAGACAGCCGGAUUGGGGAUCUAUUCGUGGGGCAGCUGAAGAGUUCUCUGACGUGCAGUAUGUGCGGGUAUUGUUCUACGGCCUUUGAUCCCUUCUGGGACCUGUCUCUGCCCAUUGCCAAGAAGAGCUACGGGGAAGUGAACUUGAUUGACUGUAUGAGGCUCUUCACCAAGGAGGACGUCCUAGAUGGAGAUGAGAAACCCACCUGCUGCCAUUGCAAGGCCAGGACGAAAUGCACGAAGAAGUUCAGCGUCCAGAGGUUCCCCAAAAUCCUGGUGUUACACCUGAAGCGUUUCUCCGAAGCCAGGAUGCGAUCUAGCAAGCUCACCACGUUCGUUAAUUUCCCUCUCAAGGACCUGGACCUGAGGGAAUUCGCAUCCCAAAGCUGCAAUCAUGCUAUUUACAACCUGUACGCGGUCUCCAAUCACAGUGGAACCACCAUGGGUGGUCACUACACAGCCUACUGCAAGAACCCCGUGUCCGGAGAGUGGCAUGCCUUCAAUGACUCACGCGUUACGCCACUCUCUUCAAGCCACGUCCGGAGCAGUGACGCGUACCUCCUUUUCUACGAGUUGGCCAGCCCGUCUUCGCGAAUGUAGCUUCCACGAACGCCCCCCCCCUUUCCCCCAGCCCCAAAGGAGGGAAUAAAGCCAAGGACCAGUUCACUGAUGGAAUGUGGAGGGGGGAGACCCAGGACAAUGGUGACUCGAGGGAUUUUUCUAAGCCGGGUUUUUCUUUUUUCUUAAAAAACAAACAAAAAACAAAAAAAGAGGGAGAAAAGUCCUAAUAAAGCGUUGACUAAAGAUGUCGACUUUUAUGGGAAGCGCUUUCUCCCACUUCGGGGCUCAGGACGAAGAGUAGCACACCCGCCCAUCAGCUUCACAGAUGCCCAGGACGAAACAUCACUGUUGGAGGGCAGGUGCACCUCAUGGCUCCAAAAACCUCCUCGUGUUAUUGGGGGCGGUUUUUCAGUAUUCUCUCUCUCUCUCUCUCUCUCUUUUAUUCCCCCAUCCCUUUUAUUUCCAUUUUUCUUUUGGUGUGCAAUAAACCGUGAACAGCAACUCCUGAGGGGCAGCGACCUAUCUGUCCCGUUUUAUCCACACAACCCCAAGUGUGAUGCGAAGGAAUCUGAGCUGGCGCAUCCCGUGUUCCCUUCUCCCCGUGGAUCGGAGCGCCACCUGGAGACGGCGGCUGAGCAUGGCAACGGGACCCAAUCCUCUGCAUUUCUCACCCUUGCAGCCCUCCACAUUCCGUCCCCAGACAGAGGUGUGAGGCGGGGCGGAUAAAACGGGCGAAUAAAACGGCUCAUUCACCCACUUCGAUCUCUGCUCCGUUGACAGUGGGCUCUUGCCACAUAAACUUUUCGCAAAGGGAUGCUUCAUAACUCUGUUACAAGACCGCACCGGUGUGCAAGUUUGUUUCCUACAGGGGCUGAGGACCUCGAAUGACUGUCGCCCCCACCCCCUUGCGUUUUGAGGGAUGCUUAUUGGUCCCGUUUUAUUUUUAAACUUCUUUAUAAAACCUGGUGCACUUCCAGCUCGGCUUUUUGGACUCCAGCAAAGGCGAUUGUGCGCUGGGUGAAUUUCUACCUGUCCCUUUUCACGACCGUGCCUUAAACCAUCUGGGGGAAAACUUGAGGUGUUCUACGUGAGCAAAAAUGCCCUGUGUAACUUGCAGAAAUGCUCUUCUGCCUUUCUCCACCAACGCACACGCAUCUGCUUCCCUCGCUCCUAUCCUGGGAUGGAGAAAGGCCCGUUCAAAAAUGCUUUGGGAAGUUUGCGCUGGGUUUUCAGGAACACAGUUGCUUGGGGUUGGGUUUAGGUUUGGUACUUAGGCAACAAGCCCCCGGCAUGAGCUGCGUGAGGGCAGUAGCUUGUCCUGCCAACGACAUGUUCUUCUCAGAGGGAAAGAACUGAGCCAGUUUUGAAACUAUGACCUCUGGUCAGCCAACAGAUGUCAAUAACCUUAUUUAACUUUUUCCUCUUAUUUAUUCUCUGCACACACCUGCACACCUGCUUUUCAACCCACGUCCAGAAUAUGAUGUACCUGACAGGCAGAACCCACAGAGAUUCUUUAACAGCUUUGUGCUGGACAGAGAUUCAACAGGUCUGAGCUUUUCGACAGGUGUGCUGAGGGCGAGGGAAACCAGCACUUCUUGCGUGUUUUUCUCUUCUUAUCAUGAAGCUGUUAAAGGCGUCAAGCCUCAGUCAGGAAAGUAAGGAGGGCAGCACCCUGAGCCGCCUCCACCCCAAUAUUGAAUCAGGCAGGGUAUUAGAUGCCUAAGUGUGGGCAUACUGAAUGUUGAUAUCGGCCGAGAAACUGAAAAUGGCUGAAAAUCCCGUCGCCCUUUCCCCCCCCUGUAAAACCCCUCGCUCAGGGUCCUCCUCAUGCCAUUCAAAGGGAAAUUCCUUUCUUUUCUUCUUCUUUUGGUCUCUUUACAGUUUUCACACCAUUUCAACAUGGCUGGCGCUAAGGGCCCCGAGGGGAGUGGAGGGGGUAACGCAAGGUGUACAUGGUUCGCGUGAGAAAGGCCUUUCUCAGUGUUUUUAUUUCAGUUGGACUUAAUGGCUUGUUUACUGUGUAAGCAAGGUGAGAGGAGGGCCUCCCAUCACUCAGAAGGGAGACUUGUACAGAAAUAAAAUGGUAGCUUGAUG
This is a messenger RNA of Elgaria multicarinata webbii, 4092 nucleotides long. RefSeq names its product ubiquitin specific peptidase 2 (gene USP2). Gene Ontology annotation, cellular component: cytoplasm. The transcript has 14 exons. The coding region runs from base 241 to 2037 and encodes 598 amino acids. The record is from RefSeq and is a predicted model, not a curated record. Gene Ontology annotation, molecular function: cysteine-type deubiquitinase activity. NCBI's taxonomy places the organism in Eukaryota, Metazoa, Chordata, Lepidosauria, Squamata, Anguidae. Gene Ontology annotation, biological process: protein deubiquitination.